AUUGAAGUGAAGUGUUGUUCCUAUGACUUCGGAGCUAUUCGUUUUCUACGAUUCAAUAGAUUCGCUUUUUGCGCGAAUCACCCAAUCUUUGCUAUCCAACCGCAUCCCUGGAUCGUCCAGUUCUAAAUCUGAACAUUGAAAUUCACGUAAUAUAGGACUAAACAUGUCUGUCGAAGAAAACAACCACAAACAGAAGAACGCCAAAGAAAAGCAAUACAAAAAUAGUAAAACUCCGAAUGCCCCGCGACGAGCUGGAAAUCAAACCAACAACAGCAAUGGCAAAAAACAUAUGAAACUGUGUCCCGGACGAGACAUCUACGAGCGAAUGAAUUUCCUGUAUCAGGCAUCGAUGCUGAUGGCUGACACCGCACCAGCUCUAUCCGGCAAUUACGGGAAGCUGAUGAAAUCUAUCGGGAAGAAGGCGACAUUGAGGAUCGAACCUGCGAUCAAACGAACCCUGUGCCACAGAUGCGGAGUCGCAUUGAUACCUACCAACACUGCCGAAUAUAGUGACCUUCGCAAGGAGAAUCUAUGCUUCGUGGAAGUGACCUGCAAAGUAUGUAACUACCGUAAACGAUACCGUAACUGGAAGGGCCACAAAAUCCAUCUGGAAGACUCAAAUUUUGUGAUAGAGACAUUAGCCUUUGAUACAAAACCUGAAUAAAGUAAAUUCACAAUCGUUUUCUAUAAAAA
Messenger RNA from Armigeres subalbatus, 693 nucleotides. RefSeq names its product ribonuclease P protein subunit p21 (gene Rpp21). Gene Ontology annotation, cellular component: nucleolar ribonuclease P complex. The transcript has 3 exons. Lineage: Eukaryota; Metazoa; Arthropoda; Insecta; Diptera; Culicidae. The record is from RefSeq and is a predicted model, not a curated record. The coding region runs from base 164 to 664 and encodes 166 amino acids. Gene Ontology annotation, biological process: tRNA processing.